Molecule: messenger RNA, 1308 nt
Organism: Trifolium pratense (red clover)
Lineage: Eukaryota; Viridiplantae; Streptophyta; Magnoliopsida; Fabales; Fabaceae
Exons: 1
Coding region: 191-1096 (301 amino acids)
Source: RefSeq, a predicted model, not a curated record
CUAAGGACGUGGCAACCACCUUCAAAUACCUUUUUCCGGCAACUAGUUGUUAAGUCACAUAAUAUAGAGAAACCUUCAACGUUCUUCAACUUAGCUUCUUAAUAAAAACCAUAUAGUUCAUAUUAAUUUGUCACAUAAUACAAGAACCAUAUCAUAUCAUAUCAUAUAUGAUUAUUACUUCAAAAACAAAAUGAGUUUAGAGCAAAAAACCAAAAACCUCUUCCAUAUUUUUGCAUCUUCAAUAACACCUAGAGAAAUUUUCUACUUCUUCACACAUACACUUCUAGGCCUCUUUUUACCUCUUUCAUUUCUUCUCCUAGCUAAACUCUCACAAAUUCAAUACUAUCUUCAACGUAUUAAUUUUUUGCAUCAACAAUAUUAUUUUUCAUCACCACAAAAAUUUUCCUAUGUUAUAACACUAGCCCUUCAAAUCAAUCCUUUUAUUCUCUAUUUUAUUGUGUUUAUUAUAAGCAUAGCUUCAUUAAUUCACGCCUUAACCGACAAGAUUAUAAAUUUGAGUAACUCAUCGACAUCAUCAUGUUCGAGCACAAGCAACAUUGUUCAAUCUCGUAUCUACAUUGCAUGGAUUGUUCUUUGUGUUUUUCAAGUUUGUGUUGGUUUAGGAAUUGAAGGAAGCAUUUUGGUUGGUUUAUAUGAUUCCGAAUCAUCGAAUUUUGGUGUUGAAAGGAGUUUCUUGAGUAGAGUUGUUUUUUUAUUGGGAUUGCAUGAAACAACAAGAGUUUGGUGUUUAAUGGUGGUGAAGCCUGUGGUGGAUGAUACUGUUUUUGGGGGUGUUAAUAGAAAAGAAAGAUGGGUUGAGAAAUUGGGUGUGACUAUGUGCUUAGGAGGUUUAUGGUGGUGGAAAUUGAGAGAUGAUGUUGAGAAUUUGGUUGUUAUGAGUGAGGCAAAGAAAGAUCAAUUGAUGGAUAUUGGAAUUAAUGAUUUUGUUGGGUGGUUGCUAUAUUAUUUGAUUGUAACAAUUGGAAUGGUAAAGGUUGUAAAGGGUCUUAUGUGGUUCAUGGCAAUGAUUUGUCCUUGUAGAAGGGAAAUUGGGAAUUCCAUGGUGGAAUCUAGUGAGAAUGAUGACAAAGUAUGAUAAAGUGUAAAUCAAUUUUCUUUUUUCCUUUUUAAAUUUUAUAUACUCCGUAGACAACUGCAUAACAUAUCUUACAAAUUGGCUACGACUGCAAUGGAGAAUCAAGCUUCAAUGGUUUGAUUGUAUAUUUUAUUUUAUUUUUUUCUCUGAUUUAUUUUCCCCUCACUUCCCAAUUUUUUAAUUAUCUUCAUCUGGCUAGAGAUAUUCUCAUA